Molecule: messenger RNA, 4859 nt
Organism: Cololabis saira (Pacific saury)
Lineage: Eukaryota; Metazoa; Chordata; Actinopteri; Beloniformes; Belonidae
Exons: 28
Coding region: 381-3593 (1070 amino acids)
Biological process (GO): phosphatidylinositol-3-phosphate biosynthetic process; phosphatidylinositol 3-kinase/protein kinase B signal transduction; phosphatidylinositol-mediated signaling
Cellular component (GO): phosphatidylinositol 3-kinase complex, class IB; cytoplasm; phosphatidylinositol 3-kinase complex, class IA
Molecular function (GO): 1-phosphatidylinositol-3-kinase activity; 1-phosphatidylinositol-4-phosphate 3-kinase activity
Source: RefSeq, a predicted model, not a curated record
ACCCUCCUCCCUGCCUCCACAAACACAUUGUUCUCCCGGCGAGGAGCCGCUCCAGCCAGCUGACGCCGAUACCGGGACCACCGGCACCACCGGCACCAGCGGGACCACCGGGAUCCACUGAGACCCCGCUGAUCACCGGCACCGCCGGGAUCUGAUCACCCCGACCAGAGCGGAGCCCCGGCGGACGGACCCGCUCCCUGCCGGGCUGCGGACCGACGGACGGGCUCUCCUCCUCCGAUGGACCCGCAGGUUCCUCCUCCGUGAGGAGACCCGGGUCUGGAGGACUAUGCGCGGGGGCACGCACCGCGGGAGCGAGCGGCGUGUGCGUGAUCAGGUAGCCCAGUGUUGUCCUGAGGUGCAGCUUCUGACUGCUAAUUGAAAUGGUCCCCCGGCCAUCGUCAGGGGAGCUGUGGGGGCUCCACCUGAUGCCCCCCCGGAUCCUGGUGGACUGCUGCCUCCCCAACGGGAUGAUGGUGAGCCUGGAGUGUCUCCGAGAAACUCCUCUCCUCAGCAUCAAGCAGCAGCUCUUCACGGAGGCCAGGAAGUAUCCGCUCUACCACCUGCUGCAGGAGGAGUCAUGCUACAUCUUUGUGGGCGUGAACCAGGAGGCCGAGCGGGAGGAGUUUUAUGAUGAAACCCGGCGCCUGUGUGACCUUCGACUGUUCCACCCGAUCCUGAAGGUCAUCGAGCCGCUGGGAAACAGGGAGGAAAAGAUCCUGAACAGGGAGAUCGGGUUUGCAAUUGGGAUGCCGGUCUGCGAGUUCGAAAUGAUGAAGGACCCAGAGAUCCAGGACUUCCGUCGCUCCAUUCUGAGCGUGUGCAGAGAGGCCAUGGAGGAGCGGGAGGGAGGCGGCGCCCACAGCCAGGCGCUCUACGUGUACCCCCCUAACGUGGAGUCCAGUCCCCACCUGCCCCCACACAUCUACAGCAAGCUGGACAAAGGGCGGCUGAUUGUGACCAUCUGGGUCAUUGUGUCGCCUUCUAACUCCAAACAGAAGUACACCUUGAAGGUGACUCAUGACAGCUUACCUGAACAGCUGAUUGCUGAGUCCAUCAGGAAGAAAAGCCGGUCCAUGCACUUGUCACCUCAGCAGCUCCGCCUUUGUGUGCAAGAGUACCAAGGCCAGUACAUUCUCAAGGUGUGCGGCUGUGAUGAGUACCUGUUGGAGAAAUUUCCUCUCAGUCAGUACAAGUAUAUCCGCUCGUGCAUCAUUGUUGGACGUCUUCCUCAUCUGAUGCUGGUGUCCAAAGAUAGUCUUUACUCUCAGCUUCCUGCCUCUGGCUUUGUCACGCCUUCCUACAGUCGACGGACUCCUCAGCCGUCUCCGUGUCCAGGAGGAGGAGAUGGUUCCCCUCCUCGUUCCCUCUGGGCUUUCAACACACUUCUGAGGAUCCGACUGAUCUGUGCUACCUACGUCAACGUCAACAUCAGGGACAUUGACAAGAUUUACGUGAGGACGGGUAUCUACCACGGCGGUGAGCCUCUCUGUGACAAUGUGAACACGCAGAGAGUCCCGUGUUCCAACCCCAGGUGGAACGAGUGGCUCACCUAUGACAUCCACCUGGCUGACCUGCCACGCUCCGCCAGAGUCUGCCUGUCGAUCUGCUCGGUGAAGGGAAGGAAAGGAGCCAAAGAGGAGCACUGUCCUCUGGCAUGGGGGAACGUCAAUCUCUUUGACUACAAGGACAUCCUGGUCUCUGGUAAAGUGGCCCUGGGACUCUGGCCAGUUCCUCACGGCCUUGAGGAUUUGCUUAAUCCCAUCGGAGUCGCAGGUUCAAAUUCCAACAAGGAGACUCCCUGUGUGGAGCUGGAGUUCUCCUGGUUCAACCAGACAGUCGUGUUUCCUGAUGAGCAGCAGAUCGAGGAACAUGCCAACUGGAACAUCAGCAGAGAGCUGGGCUACAACUACUGCCAUGGAAUGAGCAGUCGUCUGGCCUGUGACAGCAGUGUUUCACCUGCUGACGCUGAGCAACUUCGUUCACUUUGUUCUAAAGAUCCUCUAUAUGAGAUGUCGGAGCAGGAGAAGGACUUCCUCUGGAGACACAGACAUUACUGUGUAAACAUUCCAGAGUCUCUUCCGAAGCUGCUUCUUUCAGUCAAGUGGAACUCCAGAGAUGAAGUGUCGCAGAUGUACUGUCUGUUGAAGGAGUGGCCUCUGAUGGAGCCGGAGUCAGCUUUGGAGCUGCUGGACUGUAACUUUCCAGAUCCGAUGAUCCGUGAGUUUGCUCUGCGCUGCUUGGUGCAGGGUCUGACCGAUGACAAGCUUUCCCAGUACCUGCUGCAGCUUGUCCAGGUGCUCAAAUAUGAGAUGUACAUGGACAAUCCUCUGGCUCGUUUCCUGAUCAAGAAGGCUCUGACCAAUCAGAGGAUAGGACACUUCUUCUUCUGGCACCUGAAGUCAGAAAUGCACAACAAGACAGUUUCCAGGCGCUUUGGUCUACUGCUGGAGGCGUUCUGCAGAGCCUGCGGGAUGUACCUGAAACACCUGAACAGACAGGUGGAGGCGAUGGAUAAACUGGUGAAUCUCACCGAUACUCUGAAGCAGGAGAAGAAGGACGAGACUCAGAAAACUCAGAUGAAGUUCCUGGUGGAGCACAUGUCUCGUCCAGAUUACAUGGAGGCUUUGCAGGGAUUUGUGUCUCCUCUGAACCCAGUUCACCAGUUGGGAACCCUCAGACUGGAGGAAUGCCGGAUCAUGUCCUCAGCGAAGCGCCCCCUGUGGCUGAACUGGGAAAACCCCGACAUCAUGUCUGAGCUGAUUUUCACCAACAAUGAAAUCAUCUUCAAAAAUGGAGACGAUCUGCGACAAGACAUGCUGACUCUGCAGAUCAUCCGGAUCAUGGAGAACAUCUGGCAGAACCAGGGCCUGGACCUGCGCAUGCUGCCGUACGGCUGCCUGUCCAUCGGGGACUGCGUGGGUCUGAUCGAGGUGGUGAAGAACAGCUUCACCAUCAUGCAGAUUCAGUGCAAAGGAGGCCUGAAGGGAGCACUGCAGUUCAACUCCAACACCCUGCACCACUGGAUCAGAGACAAGAACCGCGGAGAAGCGUACGACCGGGCCAUCGAAUUGUUCACCAGGUCAUGUGCAGGUUACUGUGUUGCCACAUUCAUCCUAGGAAUUGGGGACCGGCACAACUCUAACAUCAUGGUGAAGGAGAAUGGACAGCUGUUCCAUAUCGACUUUGGGCACUUCCUGGAUCACAAGAAGAAGAAGUUUGGCUACAAGAGGGAGCGGGUGCCCUUUGUGCUGACCCAAGACUUCCUCAUCGUCAUCAGUAAAGGGAUCCAGGAGUCUACCAAGACUAAAGAGUUUGAGAGGUUCCAGGAGAUGUGCUACAAAGCCUACCUGGCCAUCCGUCAGCACGCCAGCCUCUUCAUCAACCUGUUCUCUCUUCUGCUGGGCUGUGGCAUGCCUGAGCUGCAGAGCUUCGACGACAUCGCCUACCUGAGGAAGACCCUUGCCCUGGAGAAGAGCCAGCAGGAGGCGCUGGAGUACUUCACCAAACAGAUGAACGACGCUCAUCACGGGGGCUGGAGCACCAAGAUGGACUGGAUCUUCCACACCAUCAGACACAUGCCCAACGAGCACUGAACACACACACACACACACACGCAGGCGCGCGUGUGUGUUUCUGCACUAAUCGGAGGAUGAUGAAGACCACAGUGAAGCCUUUGGAUUUAGAUUUUAAGAGUCCUGUUUUGUUGCAGGGCUUGUUGUCAUAGCAACAAAGAGUCUCAGGGUCAGAUGGACGUAAAGAGGCCAAAGGCCUGCUGGAACAAAGAUGAUGGUGAUGAUGUCAUAUACGUCUUCCGCCGCAGCCUGCCGGCUAAUCUUAAAUGUUAUUACUGUAGCUUACGUUGAAACUUUGACACUCUGCUGUGACGGUUUGAAUAAGCUUUAUGGCCACCAGCAAAGUGAGGUCACUGUGAAAGCAAUAAAAAUUAAAUAUUCGAGACAAUCAGGAGCGCUGAUCAACAGAAGGCAGAUGCAAUUAUGAUGUUUCCUCAACUUAUUACUUUUAGAUUGAACACCAAAUUCAAUGAAUCUGUUUAUAUUUUUACUCUAAUCAGGAUUUUAGAGUAAAAAGUUUGUUUUGUACUAAAAUUAAACCAUCUGCAGUGAUUGGUUAAGUUUAGAUAUUAAAAUUCUGACUACAGAAAAAUGGGGACAUUUUACAGAAACGUGUAAUAGUUUUAAACUGUUUUCGGGACAUCUGGGUAUUUGAGCAGUUGUAUUUGAACUGGAGAUAUUUGAAGUUUAUUAAUUGUUUUCUUCAUCUGUUGGGAUGAAAUGAUGCAGAUCUUUGGUCUUAAACUGCUGCAGAACCAGAGCACGGUCCGUUUGCACCAGUUUUUCUCCAUCCUACGUCCUCUCCGGAGCAGAACCAUCUUCAUCUCUUCUGCUGGAGCUCUUCUCCAAAACUAGGGUUCAGCGCUCCACGCUGGACAGGUUUUACAAUUUUAUGUGAUGGAGAUCAAAUUAUUUGACAUCAGGCUGUAAAUCUAAUUUAUUCAAUCAAUCUAUUCAUUAAUCACCAAUAAUUGGUUUGUAAAACUUUAGAAAGUCGUUUCAGCUGAAAAUGACCCAACAUAAUGUUUACAUCAUCCAACAGUAUAAGUUCCAUAUUUAUAACAAGAAAGCAGCAAAUUCUCCUCAUUUUAUUAAAGAAUAACUAAUUAAACGUUUCAUGAAUCUUGUGUUUAUAACCUGUUUUGUUUUUACAAAUGUCCAAUAUUAAAUUAAAGUCCAAUGUGUUAAUAACAGUUGUUCAGUAAAAUAACUUUGACCUCCUGUGAUUUAGUGUAGGUAUUGUACAGGAGAUCUGUGUUUCAUCACUGCCAAUAAAACAUUUCUCUC